Molecule: messenger RNA, 1410 nt
Organism: Penicillium brevicompactum
Lineage: Eukaryota; Fungi; Ascomycota; Eurotiomycetes; Eurotiales; Aspergillaceae
Gene: nuf2
Product: kinetochore-associated Ndc80 complex subunit NUF2
Exons: 4
Coding region: 1-1410 (469 amino acids)
Biological process (GO): meiotic chromosome segregation; kinetochore organization; attachment of mitotic spindle microtubules to kinetochore
Cellular component (GO): Ndc80 complex; kinetochore
Molecular function (GO): protein-containing complex binding
Source: RefSeq, a predicted model, not a curated record
AUGUCGCGCAACUCUGUCGCGAUGGGUUACAAUAGUCGCAUGAGUUCGCAAUUCCAAGGCAACCAACACCAGGGUCGUGGUCGCAAGAAGGAAGAUGAGAACGACGCUCUUAUGCGCUUGCCCGACAAAGAGAUCGCAGGAUGUAUCAACGACAUCGGUAUUCCGUUCACCUUGGCCGACUUGGCGAAGCCCAACGCCCAGCAGAUCCAGAUGGUCUUCGAAUGGUUCGCGGAGCUGCUCAUGAACACCACAAAAGAGACAGUAGAGCCUGCAAUGCAUGCUGCCGCUGAAGAAAUAUGCGGCGAUUAUCCCGACAUUGUCCCCAAUGACACCCGCAAUCUCAUGGGUUUCUUCAUGAUGCUCCGCAAGCUACUGGCAGAGUGUGGUGUCAAUGAUUUCACUUUUACCGAUCUGACCAAACCAACGCAUGAACGACUUGUUAAGAUAUUUUCCUACCUGAUCAACUUCGUUCGCUUCCGAGAAUCGCAAACCCCUGUUAUCGACGAACACUUCAACAAAACCGAAAAGACAAAAUCGCGCAUCGAUGAGCUACUCGCGGAAAAUCAGGAAAUGGAGCUCCGACUGAGCGAGAUGCGACAAGAUCUUCAAUCCAAUGAAGCGCACGUGAGGGAGAAAGUUUCGCGGAAUGAUGCGCUUAAGGCUCGGUUACUAGAGCUUGGCCGAGAGCAGUCACGGGUCGCAGAGACACUCGACCGAGUCAAGACAGAAAGAGCUCGUCGACAGCAACAGUUGGAGGAGAAGACAGAGCGAACCGUGCGCUCACGACAAGAAGCAGAGAAACUGCGACCUUACGUUCUUGAAUCACCAGCAACUCUUCAGUCAUCUUUAGCCGAGUUGUCUGAACAUCUGAUGCGCGAGAAGAGCUCCAUUGAUGUGAUGGAAAGACGAGCGCGGGCGCUCCAGACCUCCUCAGACACCUUUACCGUCGUUUCCAACGACGUGCAGGCUUGUGUCAAGCUACUGGAUGAUAUUGCAGCUGAGAUACAAAAGGAAGACGAGGAAGAAUCACGGGCUGCCAGGACAACGGAGGCUAUAUCUGAUAGGGGAAAUAGUGUUCGCGAAGUCGAGCAGACCGAGAAGCUCCUGCAGCGUCAAUUGGCGCGUUGGGUUGAGCGUAUCGAGGCACUUCAGAAGAAUGCGCAAGAGAAAGCGGAGGUUGCGCAGGCACGCAUGGAAGAGCUCCGCAACGUCCAGAAGCAUCUUCGCGAAGAGCGCGCUGAGAAGCAACGCGAUAUGGAGCGUAGGCGCAUUCGCAUUGAACAGACAGAGAAGAAGAUGGCCGACCUCAAAGAAAACAUCGAGAGCGAGAUUCAGUCAGCUCACGACCAGUAUCUGAAGCUGGAGUCACACAUCAAACUGUACAUGACAGAGAUGGAGAAGUCUCUGUGA